This is a messenger RNA of Dissoconium aciculare CBS 342.82, 1742 nucleotides long. Its product is annotated as t-complex protein 1 subunit epsilon. The record is from RefSeq and is a predicted model, not a curated record. Gene Ontology annotation, molecular function: ATP hydrolysis activity; ATP binding; ATP-dependent protein folding chaperone. Gene Ontology annotation, cellular component: chaperonin-containing T-complex. Gene Ontology annotation, biological process: protein folding. Lineage: Eukaryota; Fungi; Ascomycota; Dothideomycetes; Mycosphaerellales; Dissoconiaceae. The coding region runs from base 63 to 1721 and encodes 552 amino acids. The transcript is spliced from 4 exons.
CACCCGAGAGCUGAGCGAGACGUGGUUACCCAGACGAAAAAGAAGGAUUGUUUGUUGCAGACAUGGCUGGAGGACCCAUGCAACUGGACUUGAGCAAUGCUCAAGUCACCACCGACGAGCAAGGUAGACCCUUCAUCAUUGUCCGAGACCAGGGCAAGAAGACCAGAACGCAUGGUACCGAGGCCGUUAAGCAACAUAUUCACGCCGCCCGCGCAGUUUCGUCCAUAGUCAAAACAUCAUUAGGCCCCAGAGGUUUAGACAAGAUUCUAAUCUCUCCUGAUGGCGACAUCACCGUGACCAACGACGGCGCAACCAUCUUGAGUCAGAUGGAAAUCACCAACAACAUCGCCAAGCUAUUGGUUUCCCUAUCACAGUCACAGGAUGCUGAGAUCGGUGAUGGAACCACUGGUGUAGUGGUUUUGGCCGGUGCACUGUUGGAGCAAGCGGCCGAGCUCAUCGACAAGGGCAUCCAUCCGAUCCGCAUCGCCGACGGCUAUGAUGCAGCAUGUGAGGUUGCUGUGGCCGAACUGGACCGCAUCUCCGACGUUAUGCCCUUCAGCAAGGAGUCGACGGGAAAUUUGCUCAAGGUCGCCAAAACCUCGUUGGGCAGCAAAAUCGUGUCCAAAGCACAUGAUCAAUUCGCACAGAUCGCCGUGGAUGCCGUGCUCUCCGUCGCUGAUUUGGAACGGAAAGACGUGGAUUUUGAGCUCAUUAAGGUCGAUGGCAAGGUAGGAGGGUCACUCGAGGAUACACUAUUGGUAAAGGGUGUCAUCGUGGACAAGGACUUCUCACAUCCGCAAAUGCCUUCAGAGGUUCACGAUGCGAAAAUUGCUAUUCUUACCUGUGCAUUCGAGCCCCCGAAGCCGAAGACGAAGCACAAACUCGACAUCACCAGCGUCGCCGAAUUUAAGGAGUUGCAGAAAUACGAGCAGGCCAAGUUUGCAGAGAUGAUUCAGCAGAUCAAAGACACCGGCGCCAACGUGGUCAUCUGUCAAUGGGGGUUCGAUGAUGAGGCCAAUCAUUUGCUUCUCACAAACAAUUUGCCCGCGGUUCGCUGGGUGGGAGGACCUGAAAUCGAAUUAAUCGCCAUUGCCACCAACGGAAGAAUCGUCCCCAGAUUCGAAGACUUGAGCGCGCAAAAACUAGGGAAAGCUGGUCUGGUCCGUGAGAUGUCUUUCGGUACAACGCGAGAGAAGAUGCUUGUGAUCGAGGAGUGUGCGAAUUCACGCGCAGUCACCUGCUUCAUCCGUGGAAGUAACAAGAUGAUCAUCGACGAGGCCAAACGCUCGCUACAUGAUGCACUCUGUGUGGUUCGCAACCUCGUCAGAGAUAACCGCAUUGUCUAUGGUGGUGGCUCUGCAGAAAUCGCGUGCUCGUUGGCGGUCGAAAAGAAAGCGCUUCAAACGCCUGGUCUUGAACAAUAUAGCAUGCGUGCUUUCGCAGCCGCUCUCGAUGCAGUCCCGAUGGCAUUGGCCGAGAAUAGCGGACUGAGCCCAAUUGAGACUUUGUCCGACAUCAAGGCCCGUCAAAGCAAAGGUGAAGGCUGCGGACGAUUGGGUGUGGACUGUAUGCAAACGGGUUCUAAUGACAUGAAAGAGCAUUUCGUCAUUGAUCCCCUGAUCUCUAAGCGGUCGCAACUUCUCCUGGCGACGCAGCUUUGCCGCAUGGUCCUGAAGGUGAAUAAUGUCAUCAUUGCGGGCAGCGAUGACAAUGAUUUCUAAGAGCUUGAAAUGGCCCCUAGA